GGAAGAUUUGUCUGAUGUGGUGAAUUCUCAAGAAGUUACGAGUAAUAAGGGCAGUUGUGAGAAACUCCAAAGCUUGAAGGAGUUCGUCAGUGGUCACAACAAAGUAAUUGAAAUUCAUGUUGAUGGGAAGCUGUUUUUUAAAAUGCUUUUAAUGGAUACUGUGUGUUGUGUGCACAAUUUUUUUUCAACCACACACUUCCUACUGGGUUAUCUUCUCGGCAUUUUUUCAAGUCUGUUGAUAAAAUAUUUGAUCGUGGAAAAGAAUUUCAAAUUAUUAAGGGGUUAUUAUCUUUUGUUGGUAAUUUCGAAGGCUAUUUUGAUACAAUUUCUUCUUGUGUGAUUGCUCGGAUUGGGUCUGUAUUACUGGAAAGGUACAAUGAGGGUUUGGUUUGUGAGAUGUUUUCAAUUCAUGAGUAUCCAUCCGAAUUUCAGUUUCUGAAUUCUUUGAGUCUUGGAAUGCUUUAUGUAGUUGAGAUUGGCGGUGCAUGGAACUUGGUUGUUGAAUUCUCAAUAAAUAGAUUUUUGUUUCUCUUCUUGGUUAGAGUGAUGAGCAUUAAGAAGGCACAUAAAUGGUCUAUUCAAGUGCGUGGUAGGAAGGGAGCAGAAAUUUUAUUCUUACAGCUACCAUGUGAGUUGUUUGAAGUGAUUGUAGUUCAUUUUUUGUGCUUACAUUUUGUCGUCAAGAGUGAGGGAGUUCACAUACCAGCAGAUGAGUUAUCUUGCCAACUGAUUAGAGUCUUGAAUUCAGCUAGUGCUCUUGGAUAUUCUUGUUGUAUUCCACUGUGGUGUUUGAAUAAAAGGGAAGACAAUAUGUUCCUGCAUACUUCUGCAAGAUUCUUUUAGGUGACACUAUUCAAAGUUUUAAUUGAUAGACAAGAUGAAAAAUGUGCUCCAGAUUCUUUCGAAAGAGUUUCGAAAAUUUUCAGUGUUUAUAUUCUCAGUUCACACAAAUGCAAGCACUCGUUUAAUUCUUGUAAGAAUUGAUACUUUUCAGCACUCUACAUUACUUACUUCUAAAAUAUUUUGGAGGUUUCUGAUUCAAGAGGGAGUUAUGAUGACAGUUGCGCAUUCGAGUUGGAGUUAUCUGCACAAGUCUUGUCGUGUUGGGAAUUCUAAGAUCCAAGUUAUAUACUUACUGAUGUUAGUGGAAUUUUUGAGAUGGGAAUACAAAUGGUACUCUACAGGUUUAGGGAAUGCUUCAAAUGCGAGUUUGACCAUUUCAGUUCUCAUGUGGAUUAUGGAAACUCAUCUCAUGCCCAAGGUGAUUCAAAUCCUAUGUGUGAGGAUACUGGUGGAGUACUGGAGGUGGAAGUUCAAAUUGGUUCCACCUGAUUUGUGGAGUGUGGGAAAUGUCAGCUGGAUUGCUAACAGUUUUAUCUCAGUUGCGUGCUUUGCCAAAAACUGGAAUUAUAUAAGCAAUUUGUUCUGCAAAGCUGAGGUCCAUGGUCAAAUUGCAACAACUCUUAUGCAGAUCAGUCUGAUUCUGACAAGUUUAAGGAACUUUCAUUCAAAAGGUUUUGGUGUUGUCUAUUCGAUUGUACUUCAGAAUUUUGAAAAUUUCGCGGGAGUGAAUGAUAAGGGGUGGAUUUAUAUUGUUGUAAGGAGUGAAGUCCAAGAUAUGAAUUUUGUUCCGGUUUUGGUUCAUGAGCAGCCACCUGAUCAAUUACUUCAAUGGAUUGCAGGGCUUGAUUUUAAAGUGUGGAAGGGCAUUACAUGGAUAUUUUUGGGCCCUGCUAAAUUUCUAAAGUUUCCUAGUUCAUUUGUGUUUGUAGGGGAAAAUUUAUUUUAAGUUAUGUGUGGGGAUCGUGGUACCAAAAGAGAAGGGAUUAUAGCUGGAUAGAAUCCAUCCUUGUGACGCUAGUACGAGUUCAUAUUGUGUUUGUUAGAGGAAAAUUGCUUGAAUUCGCAGGGUUUGGCUACUGCUUCUGUUUCUAAUUACUCAGCAGUGAAUGUCUAUGAAUGGGUUUAUUUGAUUACAGGGAGUGGUACAUUGGGUACGGCUACAUUCUCGGCAGGUUGCCGAAUCCAAAGCACGUUUUCACCAUAGGGAAUUGCACACAAGAAUGGCAGGCCCACUGCUUGCAUUUCAGGGAGGCAGCGAGACCAUUUAUAAACUGUGCACUUGUAGGAAAUUGGUCAAUGGACUGAUGAGCCUUGUGUUGCAGGGUACAAGGGCCUCACAUGGUAUUCCGAUGAUAUAAUAGCUACUUUUCUUCUAGUGUGUGACUGUCCAACACUCCGAUCGACUCAUUUAUCUCUCAUCCUUGAGGACAAGGAUGUUUUGAAGGAGGGUGGAAUGUCAUAUACCCAAUAUAGUAUUGGAGUGCCCAUAUCGUACUCAAGGGGGUAGUUAGUUGUUUUUGGUAUUUAGCUUAGAAGUGGGUGUCUUUAUCAAUUUUGAUGAGUGGGUUAGAUGUAAACAUCUGGUGGCAUUGUAGCCGCAGAUGCUAGGUUCUGUCUCUAAAUUUAUAAGC
Papaver somniferum (opium poppy) is the source of this 2474-nucleotide messenger RNA. RefSeq lists its product as uncharacterized. The transcript is spliced from 2 exons. The record is from RefSeq and is a predicted model, not a curated record. NCBI's taxonomy places the organism in Eukaryota, Viridiplantae, Streptophyta, Magnoliopsida, Ranunculales, Papaveraceae. Bases 878 to 1789 code for a protein of 303 amino acids.